Acromyrmex echinatior (Panamanian leafcutter ant) is the source of this 2013-nucleotide messenger RNA. RefSeq lists its product as uncharacterized. NCBI's taxonomy places the organism in Eukaryota, Metazoa, Arthropoda, Insecta, Hymenoptera, Formicidae. The record is from RefSeq and is a predicted model, not a curated record.
UAAACAGCAUGCAAAGAAAGGAGAAUAAGGAAAGGAGAAUAGUAAAGAUUUUUUUUUUAAGGAGGGCGGACUAAGGCUGCGACGAGCUAUUCGGUUCGGACUCACUCAAUAUAUUCAACCUUCUAAGAAAAAAAAAACUUUAAACGUCAAUCAUUUAUUUAUAGCCAAUAAAAUAUGUCGCUUAAUCUCCGAUAACCUAUAAUCCUUUACAAUUAAUUAAACAUCCUCCGAAAUCUUUAACCUCUGAUAAUAAAUUCGGAAUAAAGACACGGAUAUUAACAACGAUAACUGAAAAUACAUAUAAAUAGGGAUAAACAUAGGUAAUAAGAGAGGAACGCCAUGAGCUGCAUCGUUCAUUCGAAUUGCGAACACAACGAGGUAACGUGCAAUUGCAUCAUUUGCUGGAAACAGGAACAUCAGUGCGAAUACGCAUAUACAAAUUAUGACGUCAUCGAAUCAGAGACAACUUUUGAACGACACACCGUCGAACACACCGGAAUUGUGGCAACAGGUGUUGGAGAGGGAGGACUGGCCAACGAUAACGAAUCAACGGGGAACAUCGAUCUCAAUUGCACCGAGACGUUACACAAUUCGAUUAACGCGUUUAGCGGGGGAAAAAUACAUAGACGCGGAACAAAUAGACUUCGUGAAGAAUAUAGCUCGAAGAGUACACAACUACAGCUACGCACCGGAACCUCUGUGAUCGUUGGAUUCAAGUUUCCAACUCCUGGGGGAUGGGAAUGGGAAAACUAUCUACGUCAUCUUGACGAAUAUAAGCUCACAGAAGAUUCGAAAAGAUCUCUUGAACGGUAUAUUGGGAGUUUUAGAAAACAAUUGGACACCAGCGUGGACAUGGAUCGAAACGGCAUCGGAAAAAUAUCCACACCCACCAAUAAACAUCAAAACCAUAACAACAACAGAGGUGAUAGAGGCGAUAACGCAAUCUCGCCAACAAUUGGAAAGUCGCAUGGAACAACACGUACAAAUAGGAUGGAAGAAGAACCGAGUGUACAUUAUACUAGGUCACCUCGCGGAGGGUCGCCAGGAACGAACAUUACCACCGGAGAGCGAAAGCGAGGAAGCGAGAGUAUCGCGCGCAGCACCAGCGAAACCGAGUGGCAGCAAAGCGUGGGCGACGAUCAUCGCAAGAAGAAAAAGAAAACAAAAACAAACGGAGACGGAACUAUUGGAAGGAGACGAGGAAAUUCUCCUAGCAGCAACAGAACCUACCAUUGGACAUGCAUCCUCCAUAAAAAAAACCAGGACGGAAAAAGACGAAUCGACAGAAAAGGAAGACAACCCACCUUUGGAUACUUCGACCACGGAACGCACAUCGUCUUCGGAGCAACAAAGGACAACAACCUCGUCCGACAAAGAGGACAUAUCGCUAAGCACAUGUGUGCGACUCCUGCAGGACACACGGAAAUUAAUAUCACGUGUCAGCGCAUUCGACAUCUUCGGAACUUUGUUCUAUAUUGUAUCAGGUACGGCGUCGGAACAUUCAAUUACUCUGGAACUAAAAUCGGACCGGAAUUGAAGGACUUCGACAAGGCGAUCAACGAACUGGCUACACAUAAACCAAAAGAGGAUGGAAAUUACGAGGAAUGCAUUCAAUACAUCGAACAACGAAGAGAAGAACGAGCGACGCGCAGCGGAACGGAAAAACGAAAAAACGUGGUGGAAGCUAUAACGAGUCUCAUAGAGGAAAACGAUAUACGGACGUACGCGGAAUGGGAACUUAAGAUCAAUUAUGACACAAAGGAGGAAUUAUUAAAGGAAUUCGGAUUACAAACCGAUACAUACGCACACAAUAUCAUAAGAAACAAACGAAACACGGACACGAGUCUGUACAAAUACGUAUCGUACGAGACUAUAGUGAACAAAGAUUGCGAAGACAGAUAGGUGACAAAAUUAUCGUUAAGAUCCGAACCAAUACUCUGGAUAUACAAACUGUUCGAAGUGAACAAAAUAGACAUAAUAGAUUUCUACGCGUGGUUAAUAGCGAUAAAGAAU